Molecule: messenger RNA, 1027 nt
Organism: Penaeus chinensis
Lineage: Eukaryota; Metazoa; Arthropoda; Malacostraca; Decapoda; Penaeidae
Product: chymotrypsin BI-like
Exons: 7
Coding region: 24-914 (296 amino acids)
Biological process (GO): proteolysis
Molecular function (GO): serine-type endopeptidase activity
Source: RefSeq, a predicted model, not a curated record
AGCUGAUAGCCGCUGGCCCGAGAAUGCAACGAGUGCCCUUGGCGAGAUGCAACAGGUAUUUAAAGGGCUUGCGUGCAGACAGGUCUCAGGUCGCCAGGAUGAUCGGAAAGCUCUCACUCCUCCUCGUCUGCGUCGCCGUCGCCAGCGGAAACCCCGCCGCGGGGAAGCCAUGGCACUGGAAAUCCCCGAGGCCCCUCGUGGAUCCUCGCAUCCACGUCAACGCCACACCCCGCAUCGUGGGUGGCGUUGAGGCCACUCCCCACUCGUGGCCCCAUCAGGCGGCUCUCUUCAUCGACGACAUGUAUUUCUGCGGCGGUUCCCUCAUCUCCAACGAGUGGGUCCUCACGGCCGCUCACUGCAUGGACGGCGCCGGCUUCGUCGAGGUAGUGCUGGGCGCCCACAACAUUCGCGAGAACGAAGCCAGCCAGGUCUCCAUUGUCUCCACCGACUUCUUCACUCACGAGAACUGGAACUCUUGGCUCCUCACCAACGACAUUGCCCUCAUCAAGCUGCCCAGUCCCGUUUCAACUAACUCAAACAUCAAGACCGUCAGACUGCCUUCCAGCGACGUGUCUGUGGGAACCACCGUCACCCCCACGGGCUGGGGCCGCCCUUCUGACUCUGCCAGCGGUAUCUCCGACGUCCUCCGUCAAGUGAACGUCCCCGUCAUGACUAACGACGAGUGCAACUCCGUGUACGGCAUCGUCGGCGACGGCGUCGUCUGCAUUGACGGCACUGGCGGCAAGAGCACAUGCAACGGUGACUCUGGCGGCCCCCUCAACCUCAACGGCAUGACCUACGGCAUCACCUCCUUCGGCUCCUCCGCCGGCUGUGAGAAGGGCUACCCCGCCGCCUUCACCCGCGUCCACUACUACCUGGACUGGAUCGAACAGAAGACCGGCGUCAAGCCCUGAGCGGCCUCACCUUCGGCAGGCUCCUCCGGGACUGCUAACACGCGCGGCAGUCCUUGGGUGUCCUGCAGACAAUGACAUCUUUCCACUCUUGGAAAUAAAUGAAAGAAUCGGUA